AUGUCUGAUCAGUCCCGACAAAAGGCAACAGUGUAUGUGGGUGGCCUCGACAACCAGGUCAAUCAACAAACACUUCACGAUGCUUUCAUUCCAUUUGGCGAAAUUGUCGACGUAUCGCUGCCAAAGCCAGAAUUAGCGUCGUCAACAGACUUCCAUAGGGGCUUCGGCUACGUAGAAUUCUCCCUACCAGAAGAUGCUCGCGAGGCAAUCGACAACAUGGACCAAGCCGAGCUUUACGGCCGCGUGAUCAAAGUCAACCAGGCGAAACCACAAAAGGAUCCUAACGAGACGCUGGGUAGUCGGACGGCUGUUUGGGAGCAGGAGGGCUAUGCUAGCAAGUACAAUGUCGCUGAGGAGGGCGACGCAGUCGAUGAGCAGAGGGGUGAGGACCCGAUGCAAGGACUGGAAGGUCUGGCAGAAGCUGGACCGCGCCAGCAAUGA
This is a messenger RNA of Recurvomyces mirabilis, 441 nucleotides long. RefSeq lists its product as uncharacterized. The record is from RefSeq and is a predicted model, not a curated record. Gene Ontology annotation, molecular function: RNA binding. The transcript is spliced from 3 exons. Bases 1 to 441 code for a protein of 146 amino acids. NCBI's taxonomy places the organism in Eukaryota, Fungi, Ascomycota, Dothideomycetes, Mycosphaerellales, Teratosphaeriaceae.